Messenger RNA from Aplysia californica (California sea hare), 2632 nucleotides. RefSeq lists its product as uncharacterized. The record is from RefSeq and is a predicted model, not a curated record. Lineage: Eukaryota; Metazoa; Mollusca; Gastropoda; Aplysiida; Aplysiidae. The transcript has a single exon. The coding region runs from base 113 to 1768 and encodes 551 amino acids.
CAUUGAUGAGAGCACUCUGAAAUCAAACAAGAAACGUGUUCUGAACAUUUUAGUCUGCUACUUCAGUGAAGAGUUAGGUAGAAGUGUAACACACCUGUAUGCAUCAGUGGAGAUGACAGUGGUGAACGCUGACACUGUGUAUUCAGCAGUGAUAAACAAAUUCAAAGAUGAUGACAUUUGUUUAACAAAUAUAGUGUCAGUCCUGUCCGAUUCUGCAGCUUAUAUGCGUGGCAGCAAAAAUGGGUUUCAAGCCAAGUUGAAGGAGUCUGUGCCUGAGAUUCUAGAUAUUGAUGGUGAUGUUUGCCAUCAUCUUCACAACAUUGUGAAAACAUUCAUGACACAUCUAGAUCCAGAAAAUUACACUGCAAAGCUUCUUGGAGACAUUCACAGAGACUUUUCUCUCAGUGCUGAUCUUCGUGAUGAUAUAUGUCAGAUUUCUUCUCUACUUGAAAAGCCUCCCCUCCUUCCAAUUGAAUUUGCUGGACACAGGUGGAUGUCUUUGAUGGAUGCCACCUCUCGACUACUGGACAUCUUGGACCAGAUCACUUUGUUUUACUUCGCCUGGGCACCACAAAACAAGAAAGAGAAGUACUCCAAGAUUGCAACAGAAAUCAUGAAGAAACUGCCUGCAUGGAAAAGGUAUCUGAUCUUCAGCAUUCUGAGAAAACUCAAAGCAAAGAACCUGACUAUGUUUGGGAAGGCAAGGAAAAGCAGAAUUGUGUGCAAGGUCUUUGAGAGUCGAUCAAAGAUGCUGUUUCUCUGCAAAGCUGUCAAGUUUCUAACACCCCUGUUCAAGAACUGUAUUUUGGCACUGGAGAAAGGAAUCCCCAAAGUCCACAAGCUGUAUGACAAAAUUCUGGAGGCCUUCACACAGUUUCUAGCCUGUUAUGUCAAACCUGAAGUCCUGAAUGCUCCAAGAUCCUCUGUUAAGUCGAUAGAUCUGGAAAACAAGGACCAUUACCUUCCUUCCAAGCAGAUGACAGUAGGAAGUGAGAGCAGCUCUCUAUUGAAAGACAUGCCAGACUCAGAUAGGAAGUCAAUGUUAAUGUUAGAGAAAGUCAACAAAGCCUUUGUCUGCACUGGGAUUUAUAUGAAAUCAAAGUUGCCUUUGGAAAACAAAUUGAUCAUAGCCCUUUCUUCCCUGGAUCCAAUUGUCAGAAGACAUUCCACAACCAAAGCUAUGAUGAAAGAGCUUAACAAACUCAUCCACCUCCCUGAAACAGAUGACUUUCUCAGACAACUGAACAGUUAUCACAUUGACAAUGAGCUUCCAGAUGUGGAGGCUUCAUUUAAGCUUGAGCUUGAUGAAUUUUGGAACACAGUCAUCAAAAAGUACCCAGCAAUGACAGACAUGGUGAAAAAAUGCCUCAGUCUCUUUACUGGCCCCAAAGUUGAGCAAAGUUUCAGCCUUCUCAACAAUGUCCUAGAUAGCACCUCAAACAGGAUGGCCAUUUCUACAGCUGAGGCAUAUCAGAGAGUGAAGUAUUUCCUGCUGGCAGAGAAAACCACUAGUGUCAGUCAUUUUUACAGGGAUGACAUCAAGUUCAGCCCAGUAGAUCAGUCUUUGUGCCACCACAUACAGUCAGCAAGAGUCAGGGCCAACAAGAGGGCUGCUGAAGUGAAAAAAACAACACAUUCUGAGUCUGCUCUUGCUAGGGCUGAUGCUGAGAGACAUGCCAUUCUUGGGAUUGUUGGAGCUACUAGUAAGAAGAGGCCAGCUGCUGAUGGAACCCACAAACCAGCAAAAAGAAUCAAGAAGUCUUUAUGACUAGAUCUACAGGUAUGUUGAAGCUCAGUGAUUUUUUCUCUGAUUUUGAUUCAUCCACAGUGAUCCUUUUACACAAUAACACUUCAUUGUGUUUUGUACUUUCUUACCUAUUUUCGUCAAUUUAUUGCGGGUACUAAAGCCGACCGCAGAAAGUUCAGGGGGUUUUUUUUGGCCAUGGGGCAUCCCUGGUAACCCCAGACAAUGCCUUUUGAAAAAUUGAUAAAAUAAACACUAUUUGGAGAAAUUAGAGAUGCAGUUUCUUUUUUUUUUUUUGAGAGCAUUUCUCUCCUUACCGUGAUGCAUUAAAAAAAAUUAUGAUAGCUUUCAGUCUUUUUGUGGUUAAUACAUCUAUAUACCCCAAAAGUGUUGGGUGAAAAAUAGCUCAGGCUCAAGUGAGUUAAUACUAGGGAUAAUCAGACGGGAAAGCAUACCGGAGAAGACAACUCUAUCCGCAGUCUUGGUCACGGUUUGGCAAAAUGUCAUUAAAAAAAGCAUCUGUGCUAAAAUGGCUGCUGUUGUUGACCAGUGCACACAGGUCUUCAUGUGCCAACCUGCAGGAAACUUUUCUCAGUACCAGUAGUAGGUCUACUAGCGUGCCAGUUCACAAAUCUCAGUGAAAGUUGCACUACUGUAAUAAUUGCAAUGCAGAUUUUUAUGCCCACAUCGACACAAAUUAGGAGGUAGUUGGCUUCGAUCCAGCAUGCAAGGCCUAUCCAGGCAGAGAGAAAUGCAACAUUUCAGCAGACGAAGAUAGAGGAUAAAAAAACUCCUGUAACAUUUGAAACAAUCUCAGGUCUUCUGCAUGUAACUGCGAACAGUUUUAUGUUUUAGUUUUACGGCACUUGCAACACAAUAAGGUCAUAU